CCAUUUGUAUUGCUUGUAUUGCUUGUAUGGGUUGUAUUUUGUACUCCACUUAUACCGGUUGUAUUUUUGGUUGUACUCCCGAAGUCGGCGAGUGCUUAAGAGUUUCUGUUUAAACGCUUUACACUGAUCUUACACUGACUUUAAACGCCUCUGAUAACGAGUGAAAACGUUCAUUCAACAGAAGGAGCCGAGAUAUCAGCUGGGAUGGAAGGCCGAAUCAACCGAAGAAACUUUCCUAUCAACUUGUGGCAUUUGGUGAAUGAUCCUCAGAUUAGUUCAAUCUGCUGGGAUGACGAUGGGGAAGGAAUCCUGAUCUGUCCAGAGGCCUUCAAAGCUGAAGUGCUAUUUACAUCAAAAAAUCAGAUGAACAAGUACUUCAAAACGACUAAUUUCAUCAGUUUUAUUCGCCAGCUAAACCUGUACGGCUUCAGAAAAGUUUGCCCAGACUAUAAGAUCUCAUUGACGCAAGUUAGCAUCAUACAGCACUUUUACAACCCGAACUUCAAACGGGCAAACCCGGAGCUUCUGGUCAAUAUAAAGAGACUCACACCUUCCAACAAGGCAAAGCUUGCUGCUGGGCAAGAAGUCUCCAACCACCCAAGUCCAGUCUAUCCGAUGCUGAAUUCACCUGAGAACUCUGCUGUGGUCGGCACAGAUUUAUCUGAGCAUGAAGGAACUCCUCAUCGCCUGUACUCUCAGCACGUUAAGGUGUCUGAUACAACACCCCAAACCUCCCAGGCAUUCGUAACAAGUCAUGGUGAUUCAAGCUCUGAGUUCUGUCACUUCCAGGUGGAUUUUUCAUGUGCAUAUCCAUCCAGUCCAAUGCCUGAUGGGAAUUUCGAUACCAUCAUAGGAAUUGACUACUCAUUUAGCCACCUCCAGUACACUGGCCAGGAUCCAAACUGGCAGUCAGCUGAUGCUCCCGAUACCAGGAAGAGUCACAUGAACAAGGGCACUGUAUUCAAGGCGGAAGGUGAAAUCUAAGGCCGCUGCUUUCUCCACUCUGCCCACUAAUGACUUCUCAUUGUGAAGACAGUUAAUUAUUAAAGUAUUUCCUGAAUAAUUUCUUUAAUAAAAAAACAAAACAUGAAUAUACCAA
Molecule: messenger RNA, 1099 nt
Organism: Tachysurus fulvidraco (yellow catfish)
Lineage: Eukaryota; Metazoa; Chordata; Actinopteri; Siluriformes; Bagridae
Product: heat shock factor protein 5-like
Exons: 5
Coding region: 205-984 (259 amino acids)
Biological process (GO): regulation of DNA-templated transcription
Molecular function (GO): sequence-specific DNA binding; DNA-binding transcription factor activity
Source: RefSeq, a predicted model, not a curated record